Geodia barretti is the source of this 546-nucleotide messenger RNA. The record is from the annotation of a GenBank genome assembly. Lineage: Eukaryota; Metazoa; Porifera; Demospongiae; Tetractinellida; Geodiidae.
AUGACGCUCGACAUCGACGAACAACUCGCUAAUUUCCGUGACGCUCGGGCCCUGGUCGUGGAGUCCCUCGACGACAUCGACACCAAGAUCGCAGCGCUACUCAACGCGAAGAAACUCCUCUCCGCCAACGUCAAGGUAGCGGUCACCCAAUUCAACGGCCAAGAAAACCCCAGCAAGUUCAUCCCCACCCAGGCUCACAUCAUCAACGUCAAACAACCGGACGUGGACAUAUCCAGCAUCCGUGGCUGCGCGAGCAUACCUGAAGCCAUGUUCGCGUGGGCCGACGCCCACGGUGGCGAACUGCUGGGCAAGGAACUCGCCAGCGCCAUCAGAAUAGCUGGCAUCAGUAAAGCCAAGAAUGACAACAGCGCCGCCGCCACCAUCCAGAACUUCGCCGUCAAAGCGUACGCCAAACAUUGGGAGAAGACCGGUUCGAACCAUUUCCGCCGUCUGUAUCCAGCUGACGAGGCUCCAUCACCGCAAUCCACCGUGCCUGAUAGACUCGGUGUCGAACGACCCUCAGAACACUCACUUGCCGCCGAUUAA